This is a messenger RNA of Pelmatolapia mariae (spotted tilapia), 1665 nucleotides long. It is a transcript of the gene glyr1, whose product is annotated as glyoxylate reductase 1 homolog (Arabidopsis). The record is from RefSeq and is a predicted model, not a curated record. Lineage: Eukaryota; Metazoa; Chordata; Actinopteri; Cichliformes; Cichlidae. The transcript is spliced from 16 exons. Bases 52 to 1575 code for a protein of 507 amino acids. Gene Ontology annotation, molecular function: oxidoreductase activity; NADP binding; NAD binding.
GUGUGUUGUCUUUUCCUCUCAUUCAGUGCGACGUUUUAUUAAAGUUGUAAGAUGGCGACGGUGCAUCUGAGGAUCGGGGAUCUAGUGUGGGGGAAGCUCGGUCGUUACCCACCAUGGCCAGGAAAGAUAGUGAGCCCCCCCAAGGACCUGAAAAAGCCCAGGGGCAAGAAAUGCCACUUUGUGAAGUUCUUUGGAACAGAGGACCAUGCCUGGAUCAAAGUAGAACAGCUGAAGCCGUACCAUGCCCACAAAGAAGAGAUGAUCAAGAUAAAUAAAGGAAAGCGCUUCCAGCAAGCUGUUGAUGCAGUGGAGGACUUCUUAAAGAAAGCAAAGGGGAAAGAACAGAACUCAGAUGGCAAAGGAGACUCAAAAGGAAAGAAGACGCCCAACAAGCCACUAAAGAUUCUGGAUGAGGAUGAUGAGGACCUCAGUGCCCUAAAGGACCCCUCUGAGAAGGACUUAGCUGACUCUGACCCCGAGCCAUCCACUAUUGAGAGGCUGGGGGCUGGACCGGGCUCGGGAUUCAAAUGGGAAAGCAGCCCUGUGAAGGAUGAUCCACAUUUUCACCACUUUCUGCUCAGCCAGUCUGAAAAGCCAGCUUCGUCAAUGGAGCCCAUUAGCAAACGCCUGAAGAUCAUUGAAGAGGUCACAGGGUCAACAUCUAUCCAAGCAGCAGACAGCACAGCGAUCAACGGCAGCAUCACACCCACAGAUAAACGAAUAGGCUUCCUGGGUCUGGGGCUGAUGGGUAGCGGCAUUGUUUCCAACCUGUUGAAAAUGGGUCAUAUCGUGACAGUGUGGAACCGCACUGCAGAAAAGUGUGACCUGUUCAUCCAGGAGGGGGCACGGUUAGGCCGCACUCCUGCAGAAGUGGCCUCCAUGUGUGACAUCACCUUCUCCUGUGUGUCUGACCCUAAGGCUGCCAGAGACUUGGUGUUGGGACCCAGUGGAGUGCUACAAGGAAUCAGACCGGGCAAAUGCUACGUAGAGAUGUCUACAGUCGAUCCAGAGACCAUCACAGAGCUCUCGCAGGUGAUCACGUCACGGGGCGGCCGCUUCCUGGAAGCUCCGGUGGCAGGAAGCCAGCAGCUGUCCAACGACGGGAUGCUGGUCAUCCUGGCAGCUGGCGACAGGACGGUCUAUGAGGACUGCAGCAGCUGCUUCCAGGCCAUGGGCAAGACCUCGUUUUUUCUGGGUGAGGCAGGGAAUGCUGCAAGGAUGAUGCUAAUCCUCAACAUGGUUCAAGGCAGCUUCAUGGCCACUAUUGCAGAGGGGCUAACAUUGGCACAGGCCACGGGCCAAUCACAGCAGACCUUCCUGGACAUCCUGUGCCAGGGUCAGAUGGCUAGCACCUUUGUGGACCAGAAAUGCCAGAAUAUUUUACAGGGCAACUUUAAACCAGACUACUAUUUGAAACACAUUCAGAAGGACCUAAGGCUAGCCAUCUCCAUGGGCGACAUGGCCAACCAUCCAACCCCGAUGGCUGCAGCUGCCAACGAGGUUUACAAGCGGGCCAAGGCACUGGACCAGUCGGACAAUGACAUUUCAGCAGUUUACAGAGCCUACAUCCACUAGAGCGAGGUGUGGCCUGGCCUGUGGACCACACAGUCUUUGAUCCCUCCUUUUCUCCCUUUGUCAUUAAAGGUUUUUGUUUUUAAUUUGAAA